Messenger RNA from Eutrema salsugineum, 1050 nucleotides. Its product is annotated as U4/U6.U5 small nuclear ribonucleoprotein 27 kDa protein. Gene Ontology annotation, cellular component: precatalytic spliceosome. The record is from RefSeq and is a predicted model, not a curated record. Gene Ontology annotation, biological process: RNA splicing. The transcript is spliced from 2 exons. NCBI's taxonomy places the organism in Eukaryota, Viridiplantae, Streptophyta, Magnoliopsida, Brassicales, Brassicaceae. Bases 84 to 776 code for a protein of 230 amino acids.
CAAUUGAGAAAAAGAAAAAUCCAACUUCGGUGAAAGUUGCUUAAAACCCUGACACAACCACCGUCCUCACUCGCAUCACCACCAUGUCAGAGCGAGACCGACGCGAACGAGAGAGGGAUAGGGACCGUGAACGCGACCGCGACCGCGAUAGACGCCGAGAUAGAGACGACCGUGACCGUGACCGAGACCGUGACCGAGACCGAGACCGUGAUCGAGACCGGGAAAGAGACAGAGAGAGGGACCGUGACCGUGACCGAGGGAUUAGGAGCAAGAAGUCCCGAUCUCGAACUCCAGACCACCACGCUCGUCCUCCUCGCCACGUGCGUUCUCCGGAGAGGUACCGUUCUCGUUCCCGCUCGAUUGACCGUCAUCGACACCACAGGCGCAGGACUCCCUCUCCCGAUGCGCCGUCGCGGAAACGGCCUCGCCAGGGUUCAGUGGACGAUGAGAAGGAAAAGAAUCGCAAACGAGAUGUGCCUGGUUUCGUCGACGAGGCUGCGAAAGAGCCUGCUAAGAAGAAGGGUAAACAACCUAGCGGAGGCAACGAAGCUGACAAAGGCGGAGGCGGUGGCGAGACGGAGGAAGGAAUGGAUGUUAAUGAGAUUGAGAUGAUGAAGAUGUUAGGGAUUCCAACUGGAUUUGACUCGACGAAAGGGAAGCCAGUUGAAGGCGCCGACGUCAGUGGGAUUAGGGCUGUGACCAAGCGGCAGCCAAGACAGUACAUGAACCGUCGCGGUGGCUUUAACCGUCCUUUGCCUCCAGAGCGUAACCGCUAGUUUUCUUCAAGGGUCCUUCUCACGCCGUUUUAAACACGAGUCAAAAGGAUGAGGGUUCGUGCUGCAUGUCGUCUGUAGUAGUAUUUACUGCAAUUUUUCCCCAGACUCUGUUCUAAUGUCCUUUGAGAACAAACAUGUACUCUCUGAGUUCAGCAAUAUCUCAUGAGUUCGGGAUUUAGAAUUGUCAAUCUUAUGUGUGUAACCUUUCGACUCUAACUUUCAGACUAUUGUUCAGCUGAGAUCAUGGCUAUUCAAUUUGAGUUUCUCACUAAGA